Molecule: messenger RNA, 2880 nt
Organism: Amaranthus tricolor (Joseph's coat)
Lineage: Eukaryota; Viridiplantae; Streptophyta; Magnoliopsida; Caryophyllales; Amaranthaceae
Exons: 7
Coding region: 1-2880 (959 amino acids)
Source: RefSeq, a predicted model, not a curated record
AUGGAUGAAAUUUUAUCAAAUGAUAGAAGUUGGAUGUACAAAAGACUUGUCGACAGUGCUUAUAAUAUAAAAUUCAUGCAAGGAAUUGAAAUAUUCUUGAUAUUCGAAACUAGGGAUAAUCAAGAAUUAAGGAUUAGAUGUCCUUGUAUGAAAUGUAAAAACAUGGUCCAUAAACAUUUGAAUGAAGUUAGGGAACAUUUUAUGCGAAAAGGUUUUGUAGAAGAUUAUCACGAUAAGAGAUGUCAUUAUGUUAAAGAUAACCCAUAUGUGCGUAUGGUUUAUAAUGCUGCUACUUUGAGAUUUUGGAACCCGUACCAAACAUCCGUCGAAGAAAACAAUGCACAUUCAAAAGAACCCUUGCCUUUGCAAUUACCCAAAGAUCCAAUUCCUCAAGCGAGACAAUUUUUUGACAUGCUAAGUGCAGCAAACAAUCCGUUGUAUCCCAGUUGCAAAAUGUAUACGCAGAUGUCAAUAAUAGGUCAAUUAACAAAUCUAAAGACUGAUUUUUGCAUUUCCGGAAGGUUGUAUGAUGAAUUAUGUCAUAUGAUGAAGAAGACUUUACCAGAUUUAAAUACAAUGACAACUGGGUUUUAUGAUACGAUGAAGCAAAUAGCUGGACUUGGAUUAUCAGCAGAGAAAAUAGAUUGUUGUAGUAACGGCCCUAGAUUACGUUUGUAUGCUUCUCACGUUAUUGCUCACCAAAUGAGAUGGCACACUGAGCACCGUAGAGCAGAGGGAGAGUUGUGUCACCCAUCAGACUCAGAGGCUUGGUUAAAGUUUAAUGUCGAUCAUCCAGAGUUUGCAUGUGAGACAAGAAAUGUAAGGCUUGGUUUGUGGACAGACAGUUUCAAUCCAUUUGGAAGCUCAGCAAAACAAUAUUCAUCGUGGCCCGUGAUUUUGACACCUUACAACCUUCCUCCAUGGUUGUGCAUGAAAAAGCCGUACAUGUUCUUGACAAUGAUUGCACCAAGUCCAAAGAAUCCGAAGCACAACAUUGACAUUUACCUGCAACCUUUAAUAGCGGAACUUAAGAUGUUGUGGGAUGACAGUAUCUUGACCUAUGAUGUAUCCAAAAAGCAAAACUUUAGUCUUAAAGCGGGUUUAAUGUGGACAAUUAGUGACUUUUCGGCAUAUGUGAUGUUAUCAGGAUGGAGUACAACGGGGAAAAAUGCAUGUUCGUAUAUCACAGAUGAUUCCAAGUCUUUUUACCUAAUAAAUAGUAGGAAGGUAUGUUGGUUUGACUGUCAUCGGAGGUUCUUGCCCAAGAAUCACUUAUUUAUGCAGGAUAGAAGGAAUUUCAUGAAUCGGGUUAAAGAGUCUGGACACGCUCCUCGUGUGUGCACUGGAUAUGAAUUGCUUGAGGAUCUUGAUAAGUACGGGAUGAAGAGGGUGUAUGAAGAGGGUGCACAAGAAUACAAUGACACUCAUUGUCCAUACACUGGAGGGUGGAAGAAGAGAAGUAUCUUUUGGGAUCUAUCAUACUGGAAGACUAACAGUAUUAGGUAUUUUCUUGAUGUUAUGCACAUAGAAAAGUACUAUCUUAAUAAUAUUCUCAAUACAAUUAUGUGUGUGGGGAAAGCGACUAAGGAUCAUCUUGCGUUGCGUCAAGAUAUGUGUGACCUCAGCAUUAGAAAUGAACUCCAUCCUGUUGGAGAUGCAAUUCCAAAGGCGUCGUAUAAUUGGAUGAUUAUCAGAUUGAACAUUGACAUGAGCAAACAGUCAAUCUUUGGGAAGAAAAGCCACGACGGUCACGUGUUCAUGCAACGGUUGAUUCCUAUUGCUUUUCGGCAGUUGCUACUUUUUUCGAUUUGGGAAGCUCUUACUGAAUUGAGUUUGUGUUUCAAAAUGCUUACAUCACUGCACCUCAAAGUGAGAGACUUAGCGAAGGUAGAAGAGGACAUACCAGUGAUAAUAUGCAAAUUAGAGAAGAUCUUUCCCCCAUCAUUUUUCGACCGCAUGGAGCACUUGCCUAUCCAUCUACCUUACGGGGCAAGAAUUGCAGGACCCGUCCAAUACAGAUGGAUGUACCCCUUCGAAAGAUCUAUAGACCUUCCACUAAAUGAUGACGUUUGUUUUAAUAACAAGAGAUCAGGUGUACUUUCUAUUUUUACACACCCAAUAAGAUUUCAUGGGAAAGGAAAAAAGAACUUACUCAGUGAUAUAGAUAUUAAGAUUGCGCAUCGAUACGUUCUCAUGAACUGUUUAGAGCUUGCACCAUUUGUUAAUCGCUACAUUACCGAACUCCGUCAAAAAUUUCAGUCAAUGCCACGUGAACAAUUUGAUGUGAUGGUUGAGGAAGAAUCACCCAAAUUCUUUCAGUUAUAUGCAAGAGUCGGGCGUUUGCAUAACUACCCUAACGGUGACAUAUUGAAGGACAUGGCCGAAGGACCGUUGAAUACUGCACAUUCAACACGGAAAGCUACAGACAAUAGUGGAGUUUGUGUUAAAUCUGAAGAUGACAAUAUAGAUGAAGAUGAUUUCUAUGGCCGGGUCGAAGAUAUGAUAGAGUUUGAAUAUCCCGGAAUGCCUAUUAAGAGGGUCACAUUGUUCAAAUUUCGUUGGUACAAUCCGUCCCGUAAUGGGUUUGGUCAUGUAAAAUCAAAGAAAUACCAAGUUAGUGGGUCACUGAGGAAUAACGGUGAGAAUAGUGCGUUCAAAGAGGAAAGUAUAUCGACUUAUGUCUAUCUCGAAGAUAUUUCUCUAUCGUCUGAAUCACGUUGCGAUCCUUCCCAAGGAUUUAUUGAAUGUGAGCCGGGUGCAUUUAUAUUUGUUGUUAAUGAAGAAGUCGAUGAAGAUCUUAUAUUAUCUAAUGAUAAGCAAAGUGAAGAUGAUGAAGAUGAUGAAACUGAUUCGGGUGAUGAAGAUUUUCAUGUACAUUAG